GUAGCACUUUUCUAGGUUAAAACAAUGAAUUCCGGCAGUAGCCCGUCGCUACAAGAUCGUAUCAAAGCUCUUAAUUUGAACAAAGUUCCAGUCAAGGCUCCAUCUAACAACAAAAAAGUUGUGUCUCCGAUAAAAGCGAAUAAUUCCGUUGCCGGGGAAUCGUCAUUUUCCAAAAAUGCUCAUAACACCCAUCUAGCGGAAAAGAAAUCACCACAAAACCCGCAACUAACACCAAGAAAACCAAGCUCAACUUUGAAGACAAGCACUCCGAUAUCACCAGUUGAAACGAAUUCCAUCACUAAAGACGUAAACAAAUAUGUUUCUACCACAGUGCAUACAAGCACUGCCAAACCCAAAGACAAUUUACUCAUCUCUAACGAGCCCACGUAUUCGUCUCCGGUUAGCCACAGAUCUUCUCUUGUGUGUCUUACAUCUGACGAACGAAUUAACCACCCAGCCGAGACUAAUAUUAGCAAUACUUUGGCAAAUAAUAGACGAAGCAUGCCAAAUUUGCUCAGCUGUGUUUCUGAGUCUUCGCUGUACUCUGAUGUACCGAAUAACAGACCUGUAGCGAGUCCAAGAAAGCUGAAUAUACCGAAAUCCGCAUCAGAAACGGCCUUGUAUUCGGAUAUACCUUCAAACAGGCCGUUGGUAGGAAAAAAUACGUUAAAAUCGAAGCAAGAAAAUGGCGUUUCAGAAACAGACGGAGAUGACAGAGCUGUCAUAGGCCCCGAUGAAAUAAAUUCGCGCUGGAAAAGAUUACGUCAAACAGUAAAAGAGCCUCACCUGCGUACGAUGGUAGAUAUGUCAUUUCUUCUUCCGUCAUCGCCUGAUGACGUCAUAACCCGAACUGGCGAUGACGUCAUAAACCAAUCUCGUAAUACGUUCAAAAGGAGCCAAUCACUCGGAGAUGAUUUGUUAUUAGCAACUGAAAGCAAGGAGUGGAAGCGACCAAGCCUCCCGGCACUGCUAGAAAAAUCAGAUUACCCAGAAAUUCCUGAUAAAGCCUACUCACCAACUGUGCCUACCGUUCCGCCUCCUGAUUACGGAUUUUCGCGGGAAUCUUCAUUUAAAUCUACCCAUUCAAGCGAAUCGAGAAUUUCAGAGAAUUAUUCCGACGUUUCUGAGUUUUCCUACGAUUCUGGUCGCCCUAGAAACUACUCUGACGUAUCUGUGACGUUUGAGGAAGGAAAUUACAUGGCAUUUGAAACGUUGUAUGACGACACAAAAGAUAACUUAUUACCCAAUGAGAGAACGCUAAUCAUCGUAAAAGGUGACAAGGAAUAUACGGGGAAACUCACUCUAGAAACGGACACGCUUCAAAGCCCAAAGAUAACGACGGACUCACCACGAUCGAUAAGUUCAUCAUCAGACGAUCGUUCGCCGGGUCAUGACCCCAGAAAAGAGAAAGGAAAAAAAUUCAAAAAGUUCGGAAAACUAACUAAAGCGGUAAAAAACAAAAUUACAAGUUCCGGAGUUACGAAAUCACCUAGCAAGCUUAUGACGUCAUCAAGGAAUAUUUCGUCAUCAAAGCACCUUUCUCCUACGUCACAAAGACAUAUGACGCACUCGGCAGCCAUGAUGACGUCACCAAGAAAAUCGCAAGUAAAACAAGAAGUGCUACAGACGAUCACUAAAAGACCUGCUUCAAUGUUCCCGGAUAUAAAAAAAUCGACAGAAGACCACGAAGAAGGAGUAUACUAUGAUCCAACAAUAGAAAAUGAAGAGGAUGAAGAUCAAGAACUUGGUGACAUUAUAACAAUCGAAGUAAUUCACGAAGAUGAUAAUGAUGACGUCAUACGUUUUAGCGAUGACGUCAUUGAGAACAAACCACUGACUUCACAACAUCGCUCUCAGUCAUUAGCAAGUCUUAACAUGGAAUUGACAGAAUCGUUCGGAAAUAAUCGCAGGUUUUCGGAUAAUAUUGGCGGGUAUAACCAGUCGCUAUCUUCAACUCCUCCCAUUCCUCCACCGAAGCACAAAUCAAUAAGAAGAAAAGCUGAACGUAAACUUGCUGAAUCAGAAUCACAUAUGACGUCAUCGAAUGGUAUGACAUCACUCAAGGGUCAGGUUAUUAAACUACGGCAGAAGAAGCAGCAAUACCAACAGGAUAGACAGGAUUGGCCAAAUGGAAGACCACCUUCAAUGCCGUCCCAGAUGCCACCAGCUCCUCCGAGACCGCUGUCAAUGCCGCCUGAUGAACCACCGCAACCAGUGAUCGGAGGUCAAGAAGGACUGUUUGAAAACGAAUACGCGGCACCAGAACUGAAACAGCAUUCACGAAACAAUGGCCCCACGAACCAGAGAUAUGACCAUAUUCAAGACGCCGAAGAAACUGCUACGAAUCCACCGCCAUUACUUCCAAGAGUCCCUGUAAGACCAAUGGCACCGCCAGCAAGUUUAAAGCCAAUUGUGCCGCCCCGGUUAGAAGAAAACCUCGAUUUUAACGACGCGAUCUAUCACACAGUUGAAGACCCAGUAAACACAGUACCAGCACCUCAUGAGUCUAACCAGUCCAAACCGGAUUUUUCUACCAUUCCGGAUACUAGUGGGAGCAUAUAUAUGGACGCAUCGCAUUUGAAAACAUCAAAACCCGAUAGAUAUCGGAUAACCGCAAGUGGUAACCGGAUGACCGACUCUACUGCGGCAUCACAGACGGAAGAAUUUAAUAAUCCAAACAAUCCGAUUUCUACGGCAGUGAAACUAUCACCGCUAUUUCCGCCACAAUCUUCGAUAAAGCCACUGAAACCGGGAAAACCAAAACCAUCCGUUAAACCGGUAAACGGAAAAAAACCAAUGACUCUAAAACCAGCCGCGGCUGCCAAACCAAACUUCAAAGAGAGAAAUGUCCUGGAAAACAAAUUGGAUUCGGAUAGUGGCAAACUUAGUGUCGGAUUUAAAAUAUCCGGAGUCAACAAUAGCGACACACCGGAUAUACCGGAUACAGAAAGCCCGCCAAUUCCUUCUCGCGAUAUAAUAAAUCCCGUGCGGCCCCCGCCACGCCCAUCGAAAGCAAAGAAAUUUCAAAACGGCUCAGAUACUCCAAAAAAUAACAAAAUUUUCCCUAAAAAUUAUGAAGAUACCGAAAUAAGCUUAAAUUCACCCAAAAUACCGGUUCGCAGUCCCGCCAUUGCUGAACUGGGUAAACUUAUAUCCAUGGGUAGCCCGCUGUCACCAAAACAUCUAAAACCCGCCCAGAAAGUUAUAAAAUCGGUCGAAACUGACACUGAUGCAUCUACAGAGCUAGUUAUUGAAAGUGCUGCUUCUCCGAUUGAUCAUGCUUCAGUAACGUCAUCAAUGACGUCACAAGGGAAUCCUGUAUCGGCUCCAAUGAGCAGCAGUGCAUCUAACAAAUCUAACUCUCCAAAAUCAGAGACGACUAUUUCAAUUAAAUCUCCAACAAGCAAAAAUCAACCUCGUAGACCAGCAAAGCGACCGACAACGGCGCCACCACCUCGCCCAGCGGGCCCUCCACCACCUCGGCCUGGUAAACCAACCAUGCAGGAAAAUAAGCCCGUUGUUACCGCAGAGAAGGCUAUUCCGCCCAGCAGACCUCCACCGCCAUCAAGCGACAAAAUAAAAGCGGCUGAGGAAAGACGGAAAUUACAAAGCAUACAGGACAACGAAGAAGAUGAAUACAACGAUUCGUCGAUAAAGCACAAUAUAGAAGAAGACAACCCGUAUGCUGACAUAGACGACGAUGCAUUUGAUGCUGCGAGAGGAAAUUUGAAGAUUCAGAAAGAUUAUAUGCCACCGCCCACAUCACGCCCCAAGAACGUCAUGAAGAAAGCAGUGCAGGGGAUCAGCGUUAUCAGUACAAUGAAAGGAAGACUUGGCCGACAGAAAAAGAAUCACGUGACAAAAAUAGCGGGAAAACAAAUACAACCCAUUGUGACCGAAAAAGGAAUUUAUAAUGAAGAUACGGAGGAAGGAGUUUACGCGGGAAUUGAUGAUGACUAUGAGUUUCCUCCAUUAAAUACUACGUGACGUAAUCAAUUGUUACGUAACAAACUGAUUCUUGAACGUCAUGAUUAACCUUGACAUCUAACAAUGACCUUGAGAUCGUAUUCCCGCCAAUAUCAACACUGAUUUCGUAAAACGUAUAAAAUGAUAAUAGUUGCCGUCAUUAUAUACCACGUGACGUACUCAAUUGUUACGCAACCAAUUUUUGAAAGUCAUGAUUGACCUUGACAUCUACAAAUAUGACCUUCGAAUCUGUCGACCACAGAAAUCGACAAUGAAUUCUUAUAAGUCAAGAAUAAUUAUGAUUUCCCGCCUUUAAUUAAUAUCACAUGGGGUUACUCAAUUAUUAUGUAAUAAACUAAUCUUUGAUACCCAAAUCUUCAAUCUGAGCAAUACGAUUUUAUCAGCUUUUUAUACAUCUGGCUGACGUGAACUCCAAGAAACAUAAAACUUUUGGACAAUACAUAAAUUUGAAAUAUCGCUGGUAGGUUGGAAAAUCUUUAGACUUAAUCUUAUUUAUGAUGUUGUUGAAUCUUACUCUAAUAUUUUUCUGCAGUUUUUCAGUAACUUUCAUAUUUAUGUAAAAUGUGUGACAUUUUCGCUCUGAACUCCCAUGCGGACCCCUGGAGGUCUGUGAUGACUGUACAUGUGGCCCGCGACGAUAUGAAAAGAGUCUGAUCGAUCUUGAAUAAUUUAUUUAAAGCCAUUCCAUCUUUUGGUGGAACGUUGCGGACAAAUAUAUAUUUCUGUCAGAAAGGGUAAUUAGAAAACUCCACAAAUGUGAGGCAGCAUUUUCAUCUCUUACCAAUUUGAUGACAAAACACAGGUCGAGAUUUGCCGUAGAGCCGGACCGAGUUUGCUUGUCACAAAUUGUUCCGAGAAUUGAUAAAUUGUGCAGUCAAAAGCAAUCUCAUUCUACACAUUAUUAUCGUUCGUGUUAUUGUCAUGUAACUCAGAGGUGUGCAAAGUGCGGCCCGCGGGCGAAUUCGGCCCGCAAGGGAUAUUGUGCGGUCCUCGGAGGCAACUAGAGAGCAGUUUAAAAAAGUUUUGGUUCCAGACUAUCAAUUGAUUUUGUCUAAAUCUAACCUAGAAUAGGAUUUGACAGAAAAUUAUUUGGAAAUGAAUCUUGGCGUAUUUUACUGAAAACAUCUCAACCAAGAUAACAAUC
Messenger RNA from Styela clava, 5131 nucleotides. RefSeq lists its product as uncharacterized. The record is from RefSeq and is a predicted model, not a curated record. NCBI's taxonomy places the organism in Eukaryota, Metazoa, Chordata, Ascidiacea, Stolidobranchia, Styelidae.